Molecule: messenger RNA, 1304 nt
Organism: Lactuca saligna
Lineage: Eukaryota; Viridiplantae; Streptophyta; Magnoliopsida; Asterales; Asteraceae
Source: the annotation of a GenBank genome assembly
AUGUCGGACUUUACCCUCACUCCACAAGGGUCCGGAACUAAUUGGACGUUAAAACUUGUUCUCGGAAUUGUAUCAGCAUUUAUGACGAUUACGUUGGUACUCAUAGUAUAUUGCAUUAGCAAAUUCUCACCAAGCAAUUGUGUUGCAUUAUUUAAGCAUCAAACUGAGGACGAAAAAAGUGUUGAGGCCUUUGUCAUACAAUAUGGAUCCUUAAGUACGAAAAGAUACACUUAUGCUGAUAUUAAGAAGAUGACAAAUUCAUUUAGAGUCAAAUUAGGACAAGGAGGUUUUGGUACCGUGUUUAAAGGAAAGCUAUCGGAUGGACGUCUUGUGGCAGUAAAAGUUUUAAACUCAUCGAAAGCAAGUGGACAAGAAUUUAUAAACGAAGUUGCAAGCAUUGGUAGAACUUCUCAUAUUAAUAUAGUUACUCUUUUGGGAUUUUGUUUUGACUCUAAAAAAAGAGCUCUCGUAUAUGAGUUCAUGCCAAACGGAUCAUUAGAAAAGUUUAUACAUGGUCAUGUUCCUCUAAACACAAGAGAGCAUAUAGGAGUACAAAAGUUGUUUGAUGUAGCCCUUGGAAUAGCACGAGGUCUUGACUACUUGCAUCGUGGCUGCAACACUCGAAUUUUGCAUCUUGAUAUAAAGCCACAUAAUAUCCUCCUUGACGAAGAUUUUUGCCCUAAGAUAGCAGAUUUUGGGCUUGCAAAAUUAUACUCUAGGAAAGAGAGUAUUGUUUCCAUGAUUGAGGCUAGAGGCACCAUUGGGUAUAUUGCCCCUGAAGUUUUUAAUAGAAGCUUUGGAGGAGUCUCCCACAAGUCUGAUGUUUAUAGUUAUGGGAUGUUGAUACUAGAAAUGGUUGGAGGAAGGAAAAAUGUUGAUGUUGGUGUUGGUUCUGGGCAUACGAGUGAGAUAUAUUUUCCUUAUUGGAUUUACAACCGCCUAAAGAAGGAAGAAUUCGUAUUAGAUGGUAUAAUAAGUGUAGAGGAAAAUGAUUAUGCUAGAAAGAUGACAAUAGUUGGUUUAUGGUGUAUACAAACUGAUCCAAAGCAAAGGCCGUCGAUUAAUGAAGUGAUUGAAAUGUUAGAAGGAAGCUUGCAGGCAUUGGCAAUUCCACCAAAACCGUUCUUUUCUUCUCCUCCACGAUCAACACCCACUGCAUUUAGCACAUCGCAAGAAGUGAGCGGUGAGUACUGUAUUUCACAAAUGACAUGAUAUUAACACAAUCAAACUGUAUUUUUAUGUGAUAGCUCCACAUUUUCUAGAGGGAAAGUGAUGUAAAAUUUAUAAUUUUCUAACAAUUGGAG